Schistosoma guineensis is the source of this 2242-nucleotide messenger RNA. Lineage: Eukaryota; Metazoa; Platyhelminthes; Trematoda; Strigeidida; Schistosomatidae. The record is from the annotation of a GenBank genome assembly.
UUACUAUUUAUUACUUGAUAAACAUAUAACAUUAACUAAGAUAUCACGUGUAAUACAGUUUCAUUGAAUUAUUUUAUUUUUGGGCGAAACUAUGACUAAUUAUCACAAGAAUGUGGGUAUCCAACCAUUGAAAACAUUUUUAGCUCGUGCAAUCUAUGAUAAUCUAUCGGAAAAUCCAACAGAAUUAAAUUUUUCACGUGGUGAUUUAAUCACAGUAUUGGAUAGAAAUCCAUCUGGUUUAAAUGGUUGGUGGAUAUGUAGUAUUCGUGGUCAAUUAGGAAUUGCACCGGGUAAUCGUCUAGAACUAUUAGGCCUUAUAAAUAAUAAUAAAGAACAAAAUAAUUCUGAUGUCUAUGAUGAUCCAACAGGAUGGUGCAUACCGAAUGACAACAACAACGACAGUAAUUCAAACAAUAGUAAAAAUAGCAUUGUAUGCACAAAAAAGUCUACACAAUUUAAUUCACUUGAAGAAAAUCAUCUUUCCAUGAAUCAAAACUCAUGUUCAUUAUAUGAAAAUGUAGAUUAUUAUACAAAGUAUCCUAGUUCUGUUGGUUUGACAGAUAGUGGAAAUUUCUCUAAUCAGUCAAGUGAUGUUUCAUUCAGUAUACAUUCAAUAAAUGAUGGAAUAGUUGAUCAGAGAAUGAAUCGAGAAAAUUCAUCUGAAGAUUAUGAAGAUUUACCACCAAGUAUACCAGAAGAAUUUCGUGAUACAAAUAAUUCAAUUCAAUAUAAAUUAACUAGUACAAAUUCAUAUAAAAAUGAAACAACAUUAAAUAAUUUACAUGAUACUAUUCAUCUCUCUAAACAAUUAAACAAUGAACUCUUGUUAUCUUUAAAUACACAAUCUAAAUCUACUGAUAAUAUAAUAAAUUCAGUAGAUAAUUUAAAUGAUAAAAAAUUUCCGGAAAAUGUUGUUCCUUCAUUUAAAGAAAUUAAUAAUGAUAAACCAUUUAAAUUAUCAUUAGAAUUAACACCAAAUAUGUUUAGAACAAUGAAAGAAUUUACAGAUUAUUGGUUACCAAUACAAGAACGUAUACAUGAUAAAUGUUUACAUUUAAUAAAGCUAUUACAUCAACAUAAUACAAUACAUUCAACACAUUUAAUAACUUCAUUAAUUACACAAUUAAAUAAUGAAUUUAUAAUUAUUAGUCAAUUAUGUACAGUUAUGAUUGGUCUUUCUAAACAAACAACAAUAAUAAAUAAUAAUUUAAUACAAAAAUUUAUUAUAUAUCGUUAUAAUAUGGAAAAUUUAGCUGAAUUAUUUAUUAAAUUAUCAAAAAAUAUUAAUAUUAUAGACUUAAAUAAUCAAUAUGAAAAAUAUAAUAAACAGUCGAUUAAUAUCACCCAUUUGACUAACAACAAUAAUAAUAGUAAUAAUAGUAAUAAUAGUAAUAAUAAUAGUAAUGAUAAUAAUAAUAGUGAAGAGAGUAAAACUUUACUUGAACAAACAAUUCAACAAUUACUUACUGAAAUCAAUUUAUUUUAUACAACCAUUUUAAUAAAUUCUAAACUAUUAUUUAAUAAUUUAAUUAAUAAAUCUAUUGAAUCAAAUCAAGAGCAUUUUUCUUUAUUAAAACAACAAACAGAUAUGUUCAAUAAAUUAAGUAGAUCAAUUCCUUCAUUUCAUACAUUAUCUUUAAAUUCAUCAUUACAAGUGUCAAAUAAUGAACCAAAAUAUUUAUCAAAAUCAUAUGAAUUUAUUGAUCAUUUAACUAAAUUAAAUCAAAAAAAUUUAGUGGGAAAUUUAAAUUUUCAGAAAUUAUCACAAUUUUGUUUAAAUUCAUUAAAUAUUAUUGAUAAUUAUUUAAAUUAUUUAAUACAAUUUCAAAAUGAUACAAUAAUAUAUUUUAAAAAUUUAAAAAAUAAUAAUUUUUUUAUACAAUUUAUAAUAGAACAAACUAAAUUAGUAAUGGAAUCAUGUAGUCAAUUAAUACGUUAUAUUAUGUCUAUUUGUAAUGAAUUUAAAUUAUUAUCAUCUAUCCAUAAUAUCAAUGAUGAUCAUAAUACAAAUACAGUAAUAUUAAGAAAAUUAGAAUAUAUGAGUGAUAAACUAUGUGAAUCAUUAAAAGGUUUAAUAAUACUUACUAAAGAAAUUGCAAAAUUUCUUACAAAUGAAUAUGAAAUUAUAUCGUCUCAUAAAAUAAUUCCUAUACCUGGUCCAUUAUUACAACGUUUAAAUGGUGCAUUGAAAUCAAUUCAAAAUUCAAUUAAAACAAUUAAUGAAUUAAUAAAAGAAUAAUUA